Drosophila melanogaster (fruit fly) is the source of this 1254-nucleotide messenger RNA. RefSeq names its product odorant receptor 65a (gene Or65a). The coding region runs from base 1 to 1254 and encodes 417 amino acids. Gene Ontology annotation, molecular function: olfactory receptor activity; odorant binding. The record is from RefSeq and is marked reviewed. Lineage: Eukaryota; Metazoa; Arthropoda; Insecta; Diptera; Drosophilidae. The transcript is spliced from 5 exons. Gene Ontology annotation, biological process: sensory perception of smell. Gene Ontology annotation, cellular component: membrane; plasma membrane.
AUGACCGAGCUGCGGAGUGAGCGGAAAAAUGGUAAUUGGGAUCGAUUGUUUGGACCGUUUUUCGAAAGUUGGGCUGUUUUCAAGGCUCCCCAGGCGAAGUCCCGACACAUUAUCGCCUACUGGACUCGGGACCAGUUGAAAGCCCUAGGUUUCUACAUGAACUCUGAGCAACGCCGUUUGCCCAGGAUUGUGGCCUGGCAAUAUUUUGUUUCGAUCCAACUGGCAACGGCACUGGCAUCUCUGUUUUAUGGUAUCAGUGAAUCCAUCGGUGAUAUUGUCAAUCUGGGACGAGAUCUGGUCUUUAUAAUAACGAUCAUAUUUAUUUGCUUCAGACUGGUGUUCUUUGCUCAAUAUGCUGGUGAAUUGGAUGUCAUAAUCGAUGCUCUCGAGGAUAUUUAUCAUUGGAGUAUAAAAGGCCCUGCAACAAAGGAAGUGCAAGAAACCAAGCGUUUGCAUUUCCUAUUGUUUAUGGCCUUGAUCAUUACCUGGUUCAGCUUUCUCAUACUUUUUAUGCUGAUAAAAAUAUCCACACCAUUUUGGAUUGAAUCGCAGACAUUACCCUUUCACGUCUCUUGGCCCUUUCAACUUCACGAUCCAUCGAAACAUCCGAUUGCCUAUAUCAUCAUCUUUGUAUCCCAAAGCACCACGAUGUUGUAUUUCCUGAUUUGGCUUGGUGUUGUUGAGAAUAUGGGUGUGUCUUUAUUUUUUGAGCUAACUUCUGCUCUAAGGGUUUUAUGCAUCGAACUAAGAAAUCUUCAGGAACUUUGCCUGGGCGAUGAAGAUAUGCUGUACAGAGAGCUUUGUCGAAUGACCAAGUUCCAUCAGCAAAUCAUACUACUUACAGAUCGCUGCAACCAUAUAUUCAAUGGAGCUUUUAUCAUGCAAAUGUUGAUUAACUUUCUGCUCGUCUCAUUGUCACUGUUCGAAGUGCUGGCAGCCAAGAAGAAUCCCCAAGUCGCAGUCGAGUAUAUGAUUAUUAUGUUAAUGACUCUGGGUCACCUGUCAUUCUGGUCCAAAUUCGGAGAUAUGUUUUCCAAAGAAUCGGAGCAAGUAGCUUUGGCUGUCUACGAAGCGUAUGACCCGAAUGUUGGAUCCAAAUCAAUCCACCGACAGUUUUGUUUCUUCAUUCAAAGGGCUCAAAAGCCAUUAAUCAUGAAGGCAUCUCCAUUUCCACCUUUUAAUUUAGAAAACUAUAUGUUUAUUCUAAAGCAGUGCUAUUCAAUUUUGACCAUAUUAGCAAACACGUUGGAGUAG